Molecule: messenger RNA, 5515 nt
Organism: Nematolebias whitei (Rio pearlfish)
Lineage: Eukaryota; Metazoa; Chordata; Actinopteri; Cyprinodontiformes; Rivulidae
Gene: chd1
Product: chromodomain helicase DNA binding protein 1
Exons: 36
Coding region: 84-5441 (1785 amino acids)
Biological process (GO): regulation of transcription by RNA polymerase II; nucleosome organization
Cellular component (GO): nucleus; chromatin
Molecular function (GO): ATP hydrolysis activity; histone binding; ATP binding
Source: RefSeq, a predicted model, not a curated record
AGAGAAAGAAAACAAGAUGGAAGAAGGGAAACCUCUUGGAACAUUUCACUGCCGGUUCUCAGGUCUGUAGUUUGGACUCUACCAUGGCCGGACGCAGUGAAGAUGAAAGCGUGAGCAAUAGCAGUGGAGAAUCAAGUAAUUCCGAUGAUGAGUCCGGCUCCCGUUCAGGCUCGGCCUCCGGUUCCAGUUCAGGUUCCAGUUCCAGCUCCUCCAGCAGCAGCAGCCGAUCAGGGAGCAGCGACUCUGGAAGCGGCUCAGACUCUGGCAGCCAGUCAGAUUCUGACACGGAAAAAUCAAACGAGAAGGCCGAACCACAAAAUAAGUCAAACAUCGAUGGAGCAGAGUUCUGGAAGUCCAAUCCCAGCAUCCUAGCAGUGCAAAGGUCUGCUAUGCUUAGGAAACAACAACAGCAGCAGCAGCAGAAACAAGAGUCUUCAAAUAGUGGCUCUGAUGAGGACUCUUCAAGUAGUGAUGAAUCUGAAACAUCAAGUGGGUCUAAAAAGAGAAGAAACUCUGACUCGUCGGAUUCUGGAUCAGGCUCUGGCUCUGGGAGCGAUUCUGGAUCAGAUUCGUCAGCAGAAGACAACAGCAAUGAAACCGCAUCGGAUUACGAGCCCAGUCCCAAAUUCAAACGCAAAAAGCCUCCAACCAAGAUGGCUUCUCGAAAUGGAAAAAACAGCGUCACCCAGAGGAAAGCCCCCAAAUGUUCGUCUUCUGAGGAUGAGCGUAUCUACGCAAAGAUGGCGUCUGCGGGGCCACGGCGGCAGGCCACAGUCAACGUUAGUUACAAGGAGGACGAGGAGCUGAAGACGGACUCGGAUGAUUUGGUGGAGGUUCUGGGUGAAGAUGUCCCACAGCCUGAGGAAGAUGAGUUUGAAACUAUAGAGAGAGUAAUGGACUGCAGGAUAGGGAGGAAAAGAGCUAUAGGGAGUGCAACCACUGUAUACGCCAUAGAGGCAGACGGGGACCCCAACGCCAACUUUGAUCCCAAUAAAGAGGCCGGUGAGAUCCAAUAUUUUAUAAAGUGGAAGAACUGGGCCCACAUCCAUAAUACGUGGGAGACAGAGGAGGCACUGAAGUUGCAGAAUGUCAGGGGCAUGAAAAAACUGGACAAUUUCAAGAAGAAGGAGCAAGAGAAAAAGAAAUGGUUAAAGAUGGCCUCACCAGAAGAUAUAGAAUAUUUCAAUUGUCAGGAAGAAUUGAUGGACGACCUGCACUCCCAGUAUCAGCUUGUGGAGCGAAUAAUAGGACAUUCAAAUCAGAAGUCAGCUGCUGGUUACCCAGACUACCUGUGCAAGUGGCAGGGGUUACCUUAUUCUGAAUGUAGCUGGGAAGAUGGUGCUCUGAUCGCCAAGAAGUUCCAGAAGUGCAUCGAUGACUAUAUGAGCAGAAAUCAGUCUAAAUUCAUUCCAACUAGAGAUUACAAGCUGUUGAAACAGAGGCCCAGGUUCGCACCCAUGAAGAAGCAGCCAGCUUACGUAGGAGGUGAUGGACUGGAGCUCAGAGACUACCAGCUGGAUGGUUUAAACUGGAUGGCCCACUCCUGGAGCAAAGGCAACAGCUGUAUCCUUGCUGACGAGAUGGGCCUGGGGAAAACCAUCCAGACCAUCUCCUUCCUCAACUAUCUGUUUCACGAGCACCAGCUGUACGGGCCGUUCCUGCUGGUGGUGCCCCUCUCCACACUAACCUCCUGGCAGAGGGAAAUCUUCCUCUGGGCUCCACAAAUGAACGUUGUGGUCUACCUGGGAGACAUCAACAGCAGGAAUAUGAUUCGAACUCAUGAGUGGAUGCAUGGACACAGCAAGAGACUGAAGUUUAAUAUCAUCCUCACCACAUACGAGAUCCUUCUCAAAGAUAAGUCAUUUUUGGGCAGUGUUAACUGGGCCUGCAUUGGUGUGGAUGAAGCUCACCGACUAAAAAAUGAUGACUCCCUCCUCUAUAAGACGAUGAUCGACUUCAAGUCCAAUCACAGGCUCCUAAUCACUGGAACGCCACUUCAGAACUCCCUAAAAGAGCUUUGGUCCCUGCUGCACUUCAUCAUGCUUGAAAAAUUUCACUCUUGGGAGCUCUUUGAGGAGGAACACGGGAAAGGCAGGGAUUCUGGUUACACUAGUCUCCACAAAGAGCUGGAACCGUUCCUGCUGCGCCGUGUCAAGAAGGAUGUAGAAAAGUCUCUUCCUGCGAAAGUGGAGCAGAUCCUCCGAGUGGAGAUGAGCGCGAUCCAGAAACAGUAUUACAAAUGGAUCCUGACCAGGAACUACAAGGCCCUCAGUAAAGGUACCAAAGGCAGCACGUCGGGCUUCCUGAACGUCAUGAUGGAGCUGAAGAAGUGUUGUAACCACUGUUACCUAAUCAAGCCUCCAGAUGAUGACGAGUCUCUCAACAAAGCUGAAGCUUUACAGCAACUGAUCCGCAGUAGUGGAAAGCUGGUUCUUUUGGACAAACUACUUGUGCGUUUGAAGGAGCGAGGUCACAGAGUUCUCAUCUUCUCCCAGAUGGUGCGGAUGCUCGACAUUCUGGCUGAAUACUUGCGGUGUAGGCAGUUCCUUUUCCAGAGAUUGGACGGUUCCAUUAAAGGGGAGAUGCGGAAGCAGGCGUUGGAUCAUUUUAAUGCCGAAGGUUCAGAGGACUUCUGCUUCUUGUUAUCCACGCGUGCGGGUGGCCUUGGUAUCAAUCUGGCAUCGGCUGACACAGUGGUGAUCUUUGACUCGGACUGGAAUCCCCAAAAUGAUCUGCAGGCUCAAGCCAGAGCCCACAGGAUCGGACAGAAAAGACAGGUGAACAUCUAUCGACUGGUGACUAAAAGUUCAGUGGAGGAGGAUAUCAUUGAAAGGGCAAAAAAGAAAAUGGUACUCGACCAUCUUGUCAUUCAAAGAAUGGAUACCACAGGAAAAACUGUCCUUCAUACAGGUGCAGCUCCCUCAAGUUCAGCGCCUUUCAGCAAGGAGGAGCUCUCUGCCAUUUUGAAAUUUGGUGCUGAGGAGCUUUUCAAAGAGCCAGAGGGUGAAGAGCAGGAGCCUCAGGAAAUGGACAUCGAUGAAAUCCUCAAAAGGGCCGAGACCAGGGAGAACGACCCUGGACCUUCCACUGUAGGAGAAGAGCUGCUGUCUCAGUUCAAGGUUGCCAACUUCACUGUGAUGGAGGAGGACGAUCUAGAUAUCGACUCUGAGCGAAGUCAAAGGAGCUGGGAUGACAUCAUUCCUGAAGAGCAACGGAGGAGGAUGGAGGAAGAAGAGCGACAAAAAGAGCUGGAAGAAAUAUACCUAUUACCACGCAUGAGGAAUUGUGCCAAACAGAUAAGCUUUAACUCCAAUGUGAGUCGGCUGAGCAGGAACAGGAGAUAUUCUGGUUCUGAUAGUGACUCCGCCUCGGACCGAAAGAGACCAAAAAAACGAGGACGACCUCGGACCAUUCCACGGGAAAAUAUCAAGGGCUUUACUGAUGCAGAGAUCCGCAGGUUUGUCAAGAGCUACAAGAAAUUUGGGGGACCACUGGAGAGAUUGGAUGCCAUUGCUCGUGAUGCUGAACUUGUGGAUAAGUCUGAACACGACCUGAAACGCUUGGCAGAAACUGUCCACAAUGGAUGUGUGAGAACUCUGCGUGAAAACCCCUGUGGACCAGAGAAGUCAUCAGGAGGCAGGAGGGGAAAGGUGAAAGGUCCUACAUUCAGAAUUUCUGGCGUCCAGGUUAAUGCUAAGCUUGUUAUUUCUCAUGAAGAAGAGCUGGCUCCGCUGCAUAAGGCCAUUCCUGCUGAUCCCGAGGAGAGGAAAAGGUAUAUGAUUCCGUGCCACUCGAAGGCAGCACACUUCGACAUCGAGUGGGGGAAGGAGGACGACUCCAGUCUUCUCAUAGGAAUCUAUGAAUACGGUUAUGGCAGCUGGGAGAUGAUAAAGAUGGACCCGGACCGAAAUCUCACACACAAGCUUCUACCAGAUGAUCCCGACAAGAAGCCUCAGGCCAAACAGCUCCAGGCCAGAGCUGACUACCUCAUCAAAUUACUGUGCAAAGACUUGGCCAAAAGAGAAGCACAGAAACAAGCUGGAACCGCAAAUUCACGGAAGAGGAAACCAAGAAGUAAAAAGAGCAAAGCUCUAAAGACGACUAAGGCAGACGAGGUGACAAAGAGCCCAUCUUCAGAUCUCCAGUCAGACAAGAGGUCAGAAGACGAGGAUGAGCUCGACGAGGACGACGACAAGGAGGUGGCACAGGUGAAGAUAUCGAGCAGAUGGGCCCGAGCAGACAAGAUGGUGGUGAAGGAGGAGAAAGAGGAGGAUAAUGAUGAGGAGGACGAGCAGGACGUUUUCUCAUCGGUGGAGAGAGAUGUCAAAGAAAAGGAUGGAAAGAAAGAGAAGGAUGAAAGUUGUGACUUUAAAGACAUAAAAGAGUCCAAAGAAAAGAAAGAAAUCGUGGCUCUUCAGACAAAACAUAGACAAGAGGAGGGCACCGACAAGAUUGAAGUGAAGACCGAGGUACACGACCGGAUAAAGAAAGCCUCAGACUUGUCUGUCCAUAAAGUAACGAACGCAGAAAACAUGCCAGGGUCUGAGGAGUCUGAGGAACUGGACCAGAGGACCUUCAGUGUGUGUAAAGAGAGGAUGCGGCCGGUGAAAGCUGCCUUGAAGCAGCUGGACAGACCGGAGAAGGGUCUGUCAGAGCGUGAGCAGCUGGAACACACCAGACAAUGUCUCAUAAACAUCGGAGACCACAUCACAGAGUGCCUGAAGGAGUACUCAAACCCUGACCAGAUCAAACAAUGGAGGAAAAAUCUGUGGAUAUUUGUUUCUAAAUUUACUGAGUUUGAUGCGAGGAAGCUGCAUAAAUUGUACAAGCACGCGAUCAAGAAAAGACAAGAGAAUGCUCAGGCAAUGGAGCAGAACACUAGACAUAUAAACACUCAAGGCUUUAAACAUCUUGAUGUUGAACGGUUGAAGGACAGCUCUCACCAUGACGACAGCAGCAGGGACAGCUACAGCUCCGACAGGCAUCAGCCUUCAGCUCGACACCACGACAGCAGCAGCGGUAAAGAGAGGCACAGCUUCGAGUCCCACAAGAAGACCCCAACGGGCGAAUCCAGGAAAAGGCCCUACUCCUCCUUCAGCAACGGCAAAGACCACCGGGACAGAGACCACUAUAGAGCAGACAACAGGGACAGACAGGACAGAUAUUACGACAGCAAACACAGGAAACUGGAGGAAGUCCGUACCGGCAGAGACCAUCGGCUGGACCAGAAGGACCUUUCUCAUUCAGACCACCGCUCGUACAACCGCUACCACUCGGACUGGCAGACAGACCUGCGAGUGUCGGGGAGUGGGGCCCGCUCCCCCCGAGACCAGCGCUCACCUUGUGACUCUCGCUCACCCAUGGGAUAUCACUCGCCGUACGAAUACUCGUCAGACCACAGGAGUCCGCCGGAGCAGAUCUGGAGCAGCCGCAAGACAUAGCAGCAGCUGCCUGGGCCUGCUCGCAGCAGCCAUAGACUCAGCAACACAGGAAAUGCCUUAAAGUAACUGUGGAC